Messenger RNA from Bursaphelenchus okinawaensis, 2079 nucleotides. The record is from the annotation of a GenBank genome assembly. NCBI's taxonomy places the organism in Eukaryota, Metazoa, Nematoda, Chromadorea, Rhabditida, Aphelenchoididae.
AUGAAUAUGUGGUUGGAAAGGUUUCCAUACGUGGUAAGUUUACAAACAAUAGCCUUUUUAAACUUUAAAGAUAUUAAGUUACCCCAAAAGUAGCUGGACACUUUUGAGAUGCAGUAAAUAACAAAUGUCCCGCUACUUUUGGUUCGACCUAAUAACAGUAUUUUAACUGCUACACGAGCAGUAACACAAAAUUUUGUAGUGAUACAAGAAGUAACACUUCAUUUUACAAUUUUUUAAACGCGUGUAUAUAUCAGUAAUACUUUUUUGAGCUUUCCUUAAUGUCAUUAAUUUUUUUUACACCGCCAUUUGCUAGCAACUGAAGUAUGAUUACUGCCAAAUAUUAUUUAAAAAGCUUUAUAUAAUAUUUUGAAAAAAAACUAUAUUGUUUUGGCUUUUAUUGAAUAUUAUACGCAUUUAUCUGUUUUUUUAGUUGUGGCCAAACAUUUUAAGUCACAUUGAAGGCCUAUACCUUCAUAAAGGUAUUGACAGUGAGGCCACUAUUGCAUCAAUACAUAAAAUUCUUUACAAAUGGAUUAACAGAGAUUUCAAAGCAAUGUGUUAUCAAGAAGGCAUUUACAGAUUAAAAGGAGAAUCGUGGGCUACGGCGUUUAGUUCGUAUGUUGUCUUAGUUAGUUGCCUUGUCCUUAUCUAUUACUUUUUUAACCUUUGUGUUUUAGAAUUAAAGACCGUGCAUUUGAUUUGAGAGGCCGACAUGGACUCAGCUGUCCUCAUACUGGCAAAGUUGUCUUUAAGUUGGGAGCGCAUCAUACUAUUAUUUCACAUAUGGAUUUUUCUAAAUUUGAAUACGAACUUAUUGAUUUCACACAACAUUUUGAAGACGAAAUUAGCGAUAUUCACAUUAUAAACCACGGAAAACGACUGAUAAUCUACUGUGGUAAAAAUGCGCAUGAUGGAACUUCCUAUUUGUAUGAAAUAAGUACGGUCAAAGUAAUCAAAAAGUUUGAGGCAACUGAUUUUUGUCUUGGAGUUUACAUCCAAUCAAAACCGGAUAACAUGGUCUAUGACCCAGUGAACGACAGGGAAUUUUCACUGCCUUUCGGCAUGGAAUUUAGGAUGUGUGUAAAUAACGACAAACAUAGCGAACAUCGAUAUAUACCAAUCUUGGCACGAUCAGAAAGGGCAUUGUACAUAAAAGACAUGAAGACUGAACAAAUUUUCAAAAUGUGCAACGUUACUGCCUCUGACUUUAAUCACUGCUUUUUUGAGGAAGCUGGUCUUCUUUAUGUGAGAAGUAAGAUUGAUUUGUAACGUAAUAAUAUAGCUCAUUAAUAAGUAAAGAAAUUGUUAGACAAAGUGAGGUUCGAUAAAACAAGAAGUUUUAUUUUACUACAGUUUUAAAAUUUUUAAAAACACUUAUAGAUAAUGUUAACGACGCAAGUGGUAACAAAACAAUCCGAUUUUAUGAAAUAGAGACUCGAAAAAAAGUGUACGAACGCACUUACGACGAGGACAAAGACAAUUGGGACUAUUUUUCAAAUUAUGCCAUAUUUAACAGUAAAACUGGCGAAGUAAGUGCAAAAUUUUAGCUUCAGAAGCUUAUAAUUGUUUAAAUAGAAACGUUUUGUUAUAUUUGUUUGCAGUAUGUCAUCUUCAACCCAAAAAACAAACAAUUUUACUCGAGAUUCAUCUGUUGCCAACAUCCAGAAUCAUACAAACAACUUCCUCAAGAUGUAAUGUGCCGUUUUAUAUCUUAUCUCAGACACAAUGGGCGCAAUUGUGUUGAAUGGUGUAUAAUGCAUAAGAAACAACGUACAUUCUUUUUCGAUUACAGUAGAGGUAAAGUAAUACUUUUCGUUAGCUAUUCACAUAUUUAAAAUACAUACUUUCAAACUCAAUUUUAAAGCAUUUACUUUAUAACAAUAAGGCAGUAAAAUGAUUUCAGACAAACUAACAUUGACAGAAAUCGAUCCUAAUGAUAAUCCUUCGCUUAGCAAAUUGGUUAUUCAAUGUACCAAAUUCUUGGAAGAACGUCAGAAAUUAAGCCUUGAUAGUACUACUAUAUCUGAUGAGGUAAAGCAAUUCUUUGAAUCUCAACUUUUAAUGAUGACUAUGGAUUGA